Pocillopora meandrina is the source of this 10477-nucleotide messenger RNA. The record is from the annotation of a GenBank genome assembly. Lineage: Eukaryota; Metazoa; Cnidaria; Anthozoa; Scleractinia; Pocilloporidae.
GAAGUUGCAUCCUUAGAUCAAGUAUUUUCGUGGAGCAGGAUUUGCUAUCCAUAUACACAAACUUUUUACUUUGGAGUGAGGUAAGUAGUUCACUAGCCUUGUAACGUAUCUACGAUAGUCAAGCCUUGUAGUUGCCGCUUUUACUCCAUGGAUUGUGCUAGUCAAAGGAACGAUCAAGUGUGAAUUAAUCCAGUCACGCUUCGAGGAAUUGUUCAACAACGAAUAGGAUAACAAACAGAAAAGUUUUAUUAGCAAAAGAAAGGCUAAAAGUAAUUCAGUUCAAUCUUUUAAAUUGAAAUCUGUGGCGCGCUUAAAUGCUUUUACUAACGGUAUUUAAGGCAAAAAGACAUCGAUCUGAAAUCAAGACUCAGCAGACACCGAGGCCACUGGUUUUAUAGACCGAGACCAAACUAUUUACCCCAAACAACAACUAUUUUACCGUCGCUAUACUCAGAUAAUAGGCUUAAGAUCUGAGGACGGCGAAUGUCUACGCAAGGCGCGAAAAAUCCUUAAGAUACCAAGUCGAAGGCGCGGGCGGCAUUGUUUCCAUAUUUUCGGUUUUUUAUCACAAAGUACUUCAGUAAUGGCUUCCUUUAGAGAGAUUCGUAGCAUUCUUCUGCAAAGUUUUGAUGAUGGCGAUAUGGCUCCAGUCUCUGUUCGUGCGCGUGAACUGACUAAAUGAAUUUAGUCAGCGGGGCUAGUCAGCAGAUGACUUUUCCAUCGCCGGAAUAUCGCUGAACGACCUCGCUGAACAAGCUAGACUCUGCCUUCUCUUCGUUAUGUAAGUAGCCAUUUCUUGUUUGACUCAUCGGCGUUUUCACAUUGAUAUUUCAUUGUUCCGCUUCGAGACACGCGGUUAACCAUACUCACGUGCAAGGAGAUAAGAUACAAGUUAUUAACUUUUACUAUUUUUAUCAUCCAAUCACAGGUCGGAGCCAUUCCUGUAUUUAGUCGCUUGUUAGAGGACGAGUUCCUUCUUCUUUAUGACGUUAACAAAAACUCCAAAAACCCAGAUUUUCCCCAGGAAAGUUAUAGGAAAUUUGACCUUAAUGAUAUGGAUGACAGUGAGUUUUUAUCCGAGUUUCGUUUUCGUUAGAGUGACCUUCCCGUCCUUUCUGAAGCCCUAUAUCUUCCUAACUACUUUGCAUGUCAACAAGGAACAAUAUGCUGUGGAAUUGAAGGGUUGUGUAUCGCACUUCGAAGGUUUGUGUUGCAUGUUUGUCUUUUUUUUAACUGCAAGCAGAACCUUUUUUUGUUCACCAAAUAUGCAAGACACUUUCACAAACACAAAAUAAUGGAGAGAUUAUCAUUUACUAAGCGUAAUUCGUGUUGAUUUUUACCACAUUCAUUGUUAAUAGCGUGAAGAUAAGAGAAUAAGAGAACUUACUGCGCAAUCUUCCUAGCACUCGUGUCGGCUGUAGCCAUGACCUGAUUAGUGGAGAAAGAAAAAAACACUUUUUUUCCUCGAAAAUCAGGCCCCAGAAGAGUAGGCAAACGAAUUAAAAAUAUUAUUGACUUCAUAAUGCGCAAAAUACUCGAAAAUUAUAAAAGAUAUUUUGUAAAAACACUGUAAUCAACUCAUAUUUUAUACGAAACGGCAAACUAGUUGUUUUGAUGCCGCAGACAACACAGCUACGGCGGGAAUUUACGGGGAACGGCUACCGGAAGUAGGUAAACAUGCAUUAAAACUUCCGCCCGCCGUCGUAGACAUCCGCCGUCCUCAGAUCUUAAUCUCAGAAAAUUAAAUAUAUCUCAGGUCUCUAAUCGCUAGGUACCGGUACUCUUAAUGACUAAUUAAAAUUUUCUCGCUCUCAUGUGCACAUCUUAACUUUGAUAAGCUGUACACCUUCCUUUCGAACGAGGACCCCUGUUGUAAGUAAAGACCCCACAUCCCCAGGAAUUUAAGGAAAAGUGAAAUUUGGGACUCACCACAAAGGUUGACAAGUUCAGAUUCAAAAAUGGCGAGGUCAGCGAUUUUUUAAAGGUUCCUUUUGCUGCCCUUGAAAGGGUACUAUAACCCUUCAGUUCUGAAGUUUCUUUAUUAGCAUAAGAGCUCUUGUGGGAGUCACAUAGACCAAUGACCUGCCUGCCACUGCAGAGGAAUUGUACAAGAUUGUAGAUAUCUAACAGAAGGAGACAAAAUUCUUGACUUUUUCAUUGUUCUUGUCACAACAGCAUGGUUUGACAGAGGAUAAUGGAGUAGGAAGGUGCAGUGAGCGUUUUUGUAUAAAACGAUAUUCAUUUAGAAGCUGCAAUGUAAAAAUUUUUUUUCUCAAAAAUAUUUAUACAGACUAACAAGAGGCACCCCUGUAACAUGAACUUUGCCCAUAGGGUAGCCUGUGAUGCCCAAUAAAAUCUACUUUGAAUUGAUAUUUGUCUUUGGCAGAGUAAGUGGUGUUCAAAUAUGGCCAGUCAAGUAGAUGCAGAUAAUGGUUCUAGACCAAGUACUAGUGGUCCUGCCAUGAGUUUUAUAAGGACGGCUUCAGAGACUAGGAUAGAGAUUAAUGAUCGUUGGGCAGUUAGAUUCUUGGUGGUUGCCGUCUCUGGGGCUGGUAUUUACUUAACAAAAAGUUUAGUAACUUUUCUCCGUGAGAACCCAGAAUUGGUUACAGAUACAGUACAAAAGGCUGUUAAAGUUUGGGGUAAAGCUAUGGUCAAGCCUGGGUCAAUUAUUGUUGACUUGGAUUGUGGAUCACAGGAGAAAUUUUUGAAGUUUCAAAAAGACUUUGAGGAUGGGAAAGUUAAAGAUGCAUUAGAGAGAGGGUUAGGAGAAAUUGGCUACAAUGCCGAAUUGGAAUUAACUCUCAUAAAGGAAACUCCCAAUGUGGCUACGAUUAAAAAGAGGUAAACAAGUUGUUUUUAUUUGAUAGCUGACAUGUAGUGGUCUGUAGGUCAAGAGACUGGGCAGGCCUUCCCUUCAUACCUCAACAGGCUAUCAUUUUAGCAGGCAGUCACAUUAACUUCUCUAUUCAAACCUGUUUAACCUUGUACUAUAAUUCAGUAUACCUUAAAAUCAGUGUGCACACAUUCUCCAUACUGUUCUUCCCAGAGUAGACACAAGGAGAAUUUAUUUAACAAUCAAGAGCUUCUUUAAUUAGUUGGCGAUCAUUUCCUUUAUUCUUAUGACCUUAAUGUGUGGUUCAGGGAUGAUAUUUUAAGGAGAAAUUAAAUGCUAGAUUAAGUCACUCUUGGGGAUCCAAUGGUUAGUAUUUUGUUCUGUUUCCAACAGCGUGAAGAUUGUUUUAUCUGCAUUAAUGCCUUAACUCUGCAGUUCAAAAGCAUUGCCAGGUUCUUUUUUAAUUCUUCUAAAUAUGCUAAGGACCUUAAGCAGGAAAAUUUUGCUCUUCCAUAAUGACUAGCUAGCUCCCACUGUUGGCUAAGAUAACAUUGUUGAUUUGAGCUUGCGAUGAAAAUCUAAGAAGUUAUAGGUGACUUUAAAGUUCUCUAGACACUAAUCUUUUGCAAAAAUGCAAAUUGCUAAAGAUCAAAAUGGGGGAUUAAUAAUUCACUUUAUGUGGAUGUUUUUUGUUUAAAAUGCCAUAUUCUUAUGCGAGAUUCAGUAUACUUUAAGAGUUCUUGUUAGCUGUGUUAUUUUAUUUUAUUUGUUAGUGUUGACAUUUAUCCAUCAUCACAAUAAAUUGACCUCCAGUGUUAGCAAAAAGAAAAAAUACUUAUUUAAUAGGUAAGAGCUAUAUUUUUUGAGAAAAAGGUACAAUGUUGCAUUUUCAGCAAAGAAACUGUGAAACAAGAGACCAAGAAAAUUUUGUCUGCUGAAGAAAUUAAGAAAGAAGGAAAAAAGCGGGAUCAGAAAGCUGGUAAGACACGUGAUCUGUGAAUGUUUACAGACAUUUAUAUAAUGCAAUGUAUCAAAAGAUAUGCUACUGCAAGAUCUUAUAGCCUCCAAAUUCAGAAAAAGUACAAACUACCUUGCUAGUCUGUAUGUAGCAAUGGAUUUUUGUUUUGUAAAGGUGAACACAUAGAUUGAAAUUGUUUAGAAUAAAUGUACCUACGAAUUAGCCUCUCAUGCCCAAAUUUUGCACUCAAACUUAACAAAUUUAACCUUUGUACAUUUAAUUACCAAACCAAGUAUUGCGAGAGUCACCUAUAUUUAAAAAUAGAAAUUUGUAUACGCAAUUCUAACCAUGAAAAGGGACAGGCAACCCAACUAAAGAAGACAUUAAGUCUCCCUCUCAAAAGCGUAAAGAUAACACCAGAGACUUUUCAUUUGCCGAUUGUGUUUCCUGAGAACGGAGAAAAGGUUCAAGUCGAUGUAAUUGUGAAAUAAGUUUUCAAAGGUAAAGGUAGGGUUAAGUCGAUUCCAAAAGCUGACAGGGGAAUUGGCAAGCAUGUAUCACAGAUAGUACUCAAGAUGUCUGGAAAAUUCGUACAAUUCGGCUUCGGUAAGUAGGCUACUUACCACCGUGAGCAAAAUUACGCGUGACAUCACACUUAAGUUUCGAUUGGGAAUUGUCAAUAGGCUACCAAAAAUUCAGACAGAGGCGGAGUUUUCUGAACUAAUGUCUGAACACUUUGUUGGCUUUCUGCCGUCUGGUAAUUAUGUACACGGUGGUAAGGGCCCUUCCGCACUAGCAACUAGACGCUGAAAAAACUUGUUUCUCUUCGCCAAAAAUCACAUCAGAAUAUGUCCUUGCUAAAUGUCAAGUGAGCGGCACGUAUCAGCAUCCCUAGGGAACCCUUUACAUAAGAGGGCGGAGGUGCGCGCCUGAAAUUUCGAAAACGAUCGUCAUAAAAUUAUAAAAGGUACUUAAGUCUUAUCCGUGUGGGAGUGGCAACAAUUAGCCUGUAAAAACAAGUGUUUAUGUCCUUUUCUGUCUUUUCAAUGCUUCCCUCGCUCCUACAGAGGAUUCAUACAAAUAUGAGAGCCGUGCCGCGUUUACAUUGUACAGGUAGAAAAGGUCGUCCAGAAUGAGGGUGGUUUCUGUAAUGAAAACCCCAAUAAACUCACUCAGAAAUGACUCGUUUCGAGUAAAUUUUACGCUGGUUAUUAUGUGGCAACCGGUAUGAACUCGUUCUUGAACAAGACUCAUUCGGAUAUCAUGUAAAAGGCCCCUAAAAGUUUUUAUUUCCAGAGCAUCACGCUUUGCUCGCCUCUCUGAAUACUAAAAAUUUCAGUAGCGUUGAAGCAACAACCCACUCUUAACUGCUUCGCUGCCGCUGAAACAACGAUUAGUGAAGAAAGGACAUGUUUUAAUAUUUUAAAUUCAACGUAAACAAAAAUCUUUGUACAUGGUAAAUAUUCACUUGUGUUGGUAUCAAUUAUUGCGUGACUAGCUUAUGAUAUAAGCUAGGGAGGGGAAAACACAACGCAAAACCUGGGCUCCUGUCAAAAAGUAAUACCCAGGUGUAAUAUAAUAAUCGAAACGGCUAAUAAAAUCAUAAAUAAACAAGGUAAGAGUGUUAUGUUAGAUUUUUUGCAGAUUGUAGUGAUUUACGCCAGUUAACGGUGGCGACAAGUAGGCGCACCAUGUAUAUUCCAUAGUCGCUAUCAAGUAAAUUUUGCCGGACUUUGAGUUCGUCUCAAGAUAGAACAACACAAAUACACAAGGAAAUUUUUACAGUAACUUUAUAACCAUCCUUUGGUCUUUUAAAAGCUUGAAGUUCAGUAGAUUCUGUCAUAUCGGUCAUUGUUAAAACUGUCUUUGUUUUGAUGCUACUUUUCGACAUAGGAAAAGUAUGUCGGACAAAAAUAUUCACCAAAAAAUUAAUAUUUCUUUGCCAGCUCCAAUAACGACAGGGGAUUAAGUUUAGAUGAUACAACAAAGGAUUGUGUUGACAGAAAUACCGUAGGUCUAGUACAUUCGUUACAUGAGGUCACACAACUCGGGUAAUAUUCACGGUGAAAAUUUGCAUAUUUGAGCGGUCGAACGAAAAAAGUCUUUUCUCGAAAACUAAAAUAUAUUUUUACAAAAAAACUACACCACAAUUAUUAGACCAUAUUGGGCUACAAUAUAUGAAAGUAGGAGUGAAAACAAAUUUACGUGACUUGCCGCUGUUUGUUUGAUGCAUGCUGACAUUAGCUCUUAAGUUGAUUAAUUUUCAAAAAUCUUGUAAUUACUACAUGCGCUGUAGGUAACUAUAUAAUAGCAUGAUAUUUUUAGGAUUGCAUGAUCAUGUAGAAUUUCUUUACAAACUUGAAGAACCUACAAUGUCUCUCCCAAAAUAGUUUUUUUGUGAUGAAUUGUUACUGACUCACAAUAGGUUAUACCCCCACUAGCUGUCAGUACAUAAAUCAUUAAAUUAUGAACUUGGAGAGAACAGUUUUGUUCACAUUUUUGUAAGAUUUCCAAUGAGAAAAGGCAUAUUAAUCAUACCUUACAGAGUUGUAAAUGUAUGACAUGAUCAUUUUUCUAUUGCUAAUGGGGUUAAAAAGAAAUUUUGAAUAUUUGACAUUCAUGGCAAUGUAAUCUGACUGGCAAUCCUUCACAUAAAUGAAUGAUAGUCAUUUCAUUGGUGUCAUGUCAGGUACUUCGUCCCAGUCAAAGAUUUCAUUGUAAGUACUAAAACAUGGAACGACCUAAAACCACCUACAACCACCUACAACUACCUAGGUAGAGAUAACUUUGCAACAUGUAGUUACAAAUAAAUUCCAGUUGGUUAUUGAUCGUACGAAUCUUGUGAUUUAUUUAACCUUGAUUUACAUCCUUUUAUCAAUAGCCUUUUUACAACAUUGUACAACAUGCAUUUAGCUAAUAUUGAACACGCCAAGCAUUUAUCUCCGUGUGCCUGAAAAACGCAACAAAUUAUACCUAUUCUGCAGGCCAAAUAUCUUAAACUUCAGUUCUAUGGACAAACUAGUUAGCAGGAGGAAAUGCAAGCACAAAAAUAAAAUAUUACAUUUUUACCCUAACCUUUUCAUCUUACUUACAUACUAGCUUCUCGUUCCACUAAAGUCAAGCAAGAGGAGGAAAGAGGCUCAGCUUCCAAAAAACCUAAACGUGUCAGUACAGGAGAACCUGGAACUUAUGGGGUAUCCAACACUAGUGAGAAAAGGAAGUUUAAGGGUAAGGACAAAAGGAAAAUUAAAUUUUAAGUUGAUUAAUUUUCAAAAAUCUUGUAAUUACUACAUGCGCUGUAGGUAACUAUAUAAUAGCAUGAUAUUUUUAGGAUUGCAUGAUCAUGUAGAAUUUCUUUACAAACUUGAAGAACCUACAAUGUCUUUCCCAAAAUAGUUUUUUUGUGAUGAAUUGUUACUGACUCACAAUUGGUUAUACCCCCCACUAGCUGUCAGUACAUAAAUCAUUACUCUGAUCAGUUUGAUUAAAUUAUGAAUGUGAAGAGAACAGUUUUGUUCACAUUUUUGUAAGAUUUCCAGUGAGAAAAGGCAUAUUAAUCAUGCCUUACAGAGUUGUAAAUGUAAAUUUGUAAAUGUUGUAUUGGAAGCUUUAGCAGUCUGCUUUUUGGUGGUGGUGUUCUUGGAAACUUGAAUAGAUAAGGUUCACAAGAAUUCAGUGCUUACAAUAUCUCACAUACUUAAAAAAUAAAAGUUAAUUGAUACAACUCACUGAUGAUCUUGUAAGGUUCAUUGAAUAGUCACUCAUGGCAAUGUAAUCUGACUGGCAAUCCUUCACAGGAUUCAUUCAGGAUUCAGGAUUUCUUCAAAAAGGAGAAGAAUGAAAAGGCAAAAAUUUUUGAUACAUUCCUUUAUGGCUUGUCCCAGGCUCAGAUGGUCAGUGGAGACAAAAAGAAAGCACUGAAGGCUGUUAUUUGCCUGCUUACUUUCCUCAUGCGCUGACCAAGAGCCUGGAAAAGGCUGGUUCCUUUUUUAAAAAUUAUGGUCAUUAAAUACUGAAGUACUUCAAUAGAAUAAAUCUUAAGAUAAGUUAUUUUCUUUGUUCAUUGCACGUGGGUUUAUGAAGAAGUAAUUGUAGUUUUAAGAUGGAACUGACUUAGUACAGUAAUAGCACAUAUUUAAAUUAUUAGUGUAUGCAUGCCUGUACUUGGAUUAACUGAUGUUCUACAUCAUAAAGGCACAGUUUGUUGGAGUUAUGACAUUUUAAUAACAAGCAUAAUAAUAGCAUUCUUGGGUGAAGAGCUCAUUAAAAAAACCACCAAGAUAAUAUUAUUAAUAACGAGAGGAGCAGUGUCCUUAGUAAUGUGUAGUUCUGGUUUUGUGUCCUCUUUUUUUCACCUAGUUUGAUAUUCUGCUUUUAUAUUCAGCUGUCUGCCAUUAUUUAAUCAUGUUGGACUUUGUCCUAAGGUGCAUCCAAGGAAAUUCUUGCUAAAAGACCUAGAACUCAAUCUAAGAAAAGCAAGAGUAAUAUUUGGAAAGGUAACUUAUUGAUCAAAAUCAGCACUAUUACACAACUUCAAGUCAGAUUGAAUCCUUGUAUAGGACCUUGUUAUAUGUAAUUAUGUUGCUUCCAGAUUCCUAAAAAAGCAAAUGGGGGUAGUUUUAAGACAGGAACUAACUGUCAACAAGUCAUCAACAACAUAUAGGAGAUAUCCUUAGCAGACAUGUUUAGCUGACUUACAUAGGUUGCAGUAUAUUGGAGAGAAAGUAAAACAAGUGAUAUAUGGGUAAUUGACUUUGGCUUUCUCUGGGCUUUGUUCAAGUUCUAUAAAAGCUCAAAGAGAAGUUUUCAUUUUUUUUCAAACAGACACAUCAAAGAGCUUUUCAAUCACAUGUACUUAAGCUUUGCCCGAAAUGUCACAAAUCCUUAUAAUUAUAGUUACUUGUCACGAAACACUCGCUAAAACCGUAAGACCUCACGCUUUGAAAAUAAGCAGUGACUGAGAGAAUGAUAUAGGAGGCGACUAAUCUAUAUAUAUAUAUUGAUGAUAAAAUACCUGCAUUUCUUUAGUGCUUUUGCAGAUUCUCGUUUGCUUUACUUCAGAAACUUUUACUAAAUAAUUAACUUCACUUCAUGUAUAUUUUCUACUUACAAAAGUUGAAGGUUUUUUUGUUCUUUUUUCUUCUUCUCUCAGAACAACCCAAUAACUCUAAAGGUUUUAAUGUUAUAUUAUUGUCUACUAACUCAGCUCCUUUUGACAUUUCUGAAUUUAAAAUCUAGGUACAUCUGCACAAACAGUUAACAAGAAAAAAGAGAUGGCUAGUACACCAAGACACAGCAAAAAAAACGGUAAGUAUCUGAAAAGCCACUAAGUAAGGUAAGGAAAACUUCAGAAUUUUCAAACAAAAUUGACCCAAUUAUGGCUAUUCUGUUGAAUAUCAAGAAAGUGAUAAUCAUUAUUAGUACCAUGACUUACUGGCUAGUUUGAUUGAAUACAUGUACUAUCCCUGAGAGACGACUUGGUUCUGAGAGCCAGCUAAUGAGAUCUCGUACAUGUAAGUAGAUAGGCUUUUUUUAAAGCCAGUUGAUUUCAUUUGUUACUUUGUGGAAAUGGAGUCCAGAGUUAUUAAAUCGUUAUCAGUGGUUCGAGGGCUAGAUUGUCAGACAAAUGAUUUAAAGUCUUUUCUAUAGUUAAAUAGGGCAUAUCAGAUAUGGCUGAGCUAGAAGUAUUGGAUAGAGAUAUUGGUGACAAGUGGAAAAUUUUGGGAAGACGUUUAAAAGUUCCAGAAGAACUGGAAAUAAUUGAUGCGCAAUAUGAAAACCUUACUGAAAAAGGCUUCCAGAUGCUUAAACACUGGACCCAGAAAAGAGGUUCCUCUACGACCAACAGAGUUUUAAGUGGUACCUUAAAAGACGAACCUUUAUAACAUUAUGGUUGACAGUUGACAUAACAUAUGCUUUUCCUGUCUUUUCACUCUGAUAUGCUAGGGAAUGAGCAGUUUAGUAUACACUUUCUCUGCUCUGUUUUCUUGUUCUUAUAUUUAUACAUGUCACUUUCUUGGAAAAGUUUAAAAAACAUAUCCAAAUCUUGACAUUUCUUUGCGCAACCAAAACAGCUGCUCAAGAGUCAGAGUUACGUAACAGCAAACUAAGUACAGUCAGCAAGAGUGUUGUUUCGUGGUCGAAUCUCAAAGUAGAAAUUGAUCGCUCAGCUUUUUUUUAGAACAGUAUUUUUGACUCUUCCAUGCUGAGCAUUAGUAGAUCUAGAUCAUCGGUAAUACUAAACAAGUUGACCAGUAUUAAAAGCUUGUAGGUUGAUUUUAACCAAAAUAAAUACAAUUAUUCAGGUCAUUAUGACAUUUCAACUGGUAAAUUGUUGUAAUUUAUGAGACUACACGGCAUUGUAUUUAUUUUACACCCCAUUGUUGGUGUGCUAAUGAAGAAUUCCCCCAAAAAGUGUUACAGAAAUAUUUGGUAAGGAUGGCAGUUAUUUUUUGACACAUUGAAACUCACAGCAAGCAAUGUUAUUGUUGUUUAGCUUUAAGCAGAAACACAUGCAUUCUUGAGGGUAACCUGAUUGUUAAAUUUUUACGAGAAGUUUCCUCGAAUGAGCCUGUUGAAGGCUGUCAGUUUUCCAUCAAUUUCCACCUGUGAAAUCCCAGGACAGACUUGAGCGACUAAACCUCAUAAAACGGCAGCUUUUUCUUUAUUUGCUAUUAUUGUUU